This is a messenger RNA of Staurois parvus, 349 nucleotides long. The record is from the annotation of a GenBank genome assembly. Lineage: Eukaryota; Metazoa; Chordata; Amphibia; Anura; Ranidae.
GACAAAAAAUGGAACACACCAGCAGUGUGAGGAGACCUGAAAGUGGCACAUGGCAGAGUGUGGCGAUGGAGACAGCAGCAAUGGGAGGCCGUACAGGACCCAUGAGACACUGUUGGACCUGGCAGCAGCAUGAGGAGGUGGUACAGGGGCCCAUGGCAGAUUACGGGCCUGGCAGCAGCAAUGGGAGGCACGCCCGUAAUCUGCCAGCACCCUAUGACAAAAAAUGGAACACACCAGCAGUGUGAGGAGACCUGAAAGUGGCACAUGGCAGAGUGUGGCGAUGGAGACAGCAGCAAUGGGAGGCAGGUACAGGGACCCAUGAGAGACUCUGGACCUGGCAGCAGCAUGA